AUGGACGAAUGCUGCUGCGACCGCGACGACCUGGACAAGAUUUCCAAGGGAUGGUCCAUUGCCAUGUUUUAUUCCAAGGAGAGGUUGCGGCGCGUAUACGAGCUCGACGAUGCGCAGCUCGACAAGGCGGUCGAGGACGGGAAGCUGGUUCUGGAGACGCUGUGCUUGUUUGUGCAUGCUUGCAUCAAGAGAGGGCAGUACAGGCUGCCCGCCGAAUUUUGGCGCGUACUACACGUCGAAUACGGCAUCGUCGUCUACCCCUCGGCCCUGACAGAGGAUAUUGACGUCCAAGGGCUGGGCGUUGACGUCACCUUUACAGACGCCUACUCGAAACAUAUAAUCAUGUUUGGGAGAUGCGGCAGCGAGUGCCAUCCGCCGCCGUGCCCGUUGCAAUACCUUCAGGAACCACCGCCCGUGUACCAAAAAUGA
Molecule: messenger RNA, 429 nt
Organism: Beauveria bassiana ARSEF 2860
Lineage: Eukaryota; Fungi; Ascomycota; Sordariomycetes; Hypocreales; Cordycipitaceae
Exons: 3
Coding region: 1-429 (142 amino acids)
Source: RefSeq, a predicted model, not a curated record